This is a messenger RNA of Rhipicephalus sanguineus (brown dog tick), 1559 nucleotides long. Its product is annotated as 5-phosphohydroxy-L-lysine phospho-lyase. Gene Ontology annotation, cellular component: mitochondrion. Lineage: Eukaryota; Metazoa; Arthropoda; Arachnida; Ixodida; Ixodidae. The record is from RefSeq and is a predicted model, not a curated record. Gene Ontology annotation, molecular function: pyridoxal phosphate binding; transaminase activity.
AGCACAAUUAACUUGAUUGGGGCAAGAUUUUUCAUAUUCGUGUUAAUAGUUGCCAUAACAAGCAGGUCCAGAUGGUGAACAACCUUUAUGCUGGUCUCCUCUUCAACACUAGUUUCCACGUGACCCCACUUUGCACACUUCUUUGAUGGCUUGGAUGUCUAGACAGGGCCAACCGCAGUCCUAAUGCCUUCGUCUUGUCUUCGUGUGUGCUCCUGUGUGCGUGCGUGUGUGUCAGUAAAAAAAAAGACGAGCCCCUGGUGCGUCCCGGCUACACAUACUAAUCCGCCUCACCUCUUUUAGUUUCCUUUUAGGCGCCCAAGCCCUAACCACCUCAAAGACCACAGCCGCUGCUGCUGCCAGCAGCUUCCAGCACCGAUUCGACAGCAGCCCUUACCGUCGCCGCAGGUGUUUCACGGACAGAUAUCCCGCUCGGCUGCUUGCAGUGUCCCGAACUUUGGGAGAGCUAGAGACACUGAUUGUAGCGCUAGCGCAUGGUGGACAGGUGGACAAAGGACGGAUGCAGAGUGCAUGCGCUCUAGGCUGACUGAAACAGCCCGAGGCAGUGCUCUGCCAAGCACCCAUGGCCAGAGGAGACCAGCUCGGACUACACACUAGGAGAACUCCCGUGCACAAUGAACUUGGAGAUAGCUCUAGGCCUCCUUGUGAUCAGAUCUCUUGUGAUGGCUAGAGAUCCACCGUGAGAAAAAAAGGUGGGCACCCCGCUUGUUGAGCAGCGGGUGUGGCCUGUGCUUCCAGAUGGUAAAUGCGUAUUGACACGGCAGAAAAGAGGGGAAGGAAGUCGUGUACUGUGUUCUUCAAGAGCAAUGGCCCCCUGAAAAUUGUGCGUGGCCAGGGCCAGUACAUGUACGACGAGUCUGGCAAUGCGUACCUCGACUGCAUCAACAAUGUCGCCCAUGUGGGCCACUGCCACCCACACGUGGUCAAGGCUGGCGCAGAGCAGAUGGCUCUGCUUAGCACCAACAGCCGCUACCUGCAUGACAACCUGGUGCUCUACGCUCAGCGGCUCACAAACUACUUCCCAAACAAGCUUUCGGUCUGCUACUUUGUUAACUCGGGGUCUGAGGCGAAUGACCUUGCCAUGAGACUGGCAAAGUGCUACACAAAGAACAAGGACAUCAUUUGCCUUGACAGUGCUUACCAUGGACACCUGCAGUCCACCACAGCCAUCAGUCCAUACAAGUUCAACCACAUAAUUGGCUGGCAGAAGAAGAAAUCUGUGCAUGUGGCUCCCCUGCCUUGCACCUACCGGGGCAAGUACCGGGACUGUGACUACCCGCCUGGCACUGACCUGGGUCUCAUGUAUGCCCAAGAAGUUCUCAACCUCAUCAACCAGGCUCACUCGGAUGGUCGCCGCAUUGCUGCCUUCAUCCACGAGUCGCUUGUCAGCUGUGGUGGGCAGUUUCCUUUGCCCAAGAACUACCUGCGCAAUGUCUACCAGUACAUUCGGGAAGCUGGCGGAGUCUGCAUUGCUGACGAAGUCCAGACUGGAUUCGGGCGCGUUGGAGAGCACAUGUGGGGCUUCCAGCUACAGGGUGAAG